AAGUAUUUAUUUAGUUCCUACUAAGUGCUGCCCUUAAACGGUUGUGAAAUGAAAUUAAAUAUAUUUCUCAUUUGUGGCAUUUUUACUUUAUUUUUAACUCAAACAAAUGGAGCAAAAAUAUUAUCAAUAUUUGGCUAUCCAGGACCCUCACAAUAUAUAAUGGCUUCGGCUUUAUUAAAGGGUUUAGCUGAACGAGGCCAUGAGGUUACCUCCAUAUCAACUUUUCCCCAAAAAACGCCAGUGAAAAAUUUUAGAGAUAUAGCAGUAAUGGAAAAUUCUAAACUCUAUGAGGCUACAAUGACAGAAGCGGUUGGUGGUGAGGAGAAAAAGAAAAGUUUUUUCGAAGAGUUAUUUGAAUUCACUGAUUUUGGCGUACAAAUGGUAACGAAUGUGCUGGAACAUCCAAAAGUAAAGGAUAUUAUGAAAAAUGAAAAAUUCGAUUUAAUAAUUGUAGAGGCUUUAUUAUGUGAUGCUCUAUAUGGUUUGGGACAACAUUUCAAUGCUCCCGUGGUGGGUGUAUCCACUUUUGGUACCAUCAAUUUUGUUGAUGUUUUAGUGAAUAAUAUAUCGCCCAUGUCGUAUAUACCUCAUAUAUCGCUGCCUUAUGAUAAUCGCAUGAAUCUUCAAGAAAGACUGGUCAAUGUUGUCUCCACUGUUUUUGAUGACUUUUUGUAUAAUUUCCUAAUGUUGCCGCCACAGGAAAAACUUUUUCAUAAAUAUUUUCCCUCCUCUCAAAUGACAUUUGAUGAGGUGCGUAAAAAUGUUUCUUUGGUUUUGUUAAAUCAACAUUUUACCUUAAGUUAUCCCCGACCAUAUGUUACCAAUAUGAUUGAAGUGGGAGGUUUACAUAUAAAGCAAAAACCUGAUCCUUUGCCUCAAGAUUUACAAGAAUUUCUGGAUAAUGCUACUGAAGGGGCCAUUUAUUUCUCUAUGGGUUCUAAUUUGAAAAGUAAAGAUAUACCAGCUGAAACUUUAAAGCUAUUUUUGGACACUUUUAGAGAAUUAAAAGUAAAGGUUUUAUGGAAAUUUGAAGCUGAGACAUUACCCAAUAAACCGGACAAUGUUUUUAUUAAAGCCUGGUAUCCACAACCUUCCGUUUUGGCUCAUCCUAAUGUUAAGCUAUUUAUUUCUCAUGGCGGUUUCUUAAGUACCACCGAAACCAUAUUCCAUGGCAAACCCAUAUUGGGUAUACCGGUUUUUGGUGAUCAACCCAUGAAUGUUAAAAAUGCUGUAAAAUCUGGUUAUGCGUUAUCUUUGCAACUGAAAGAAAUUACUAAGGAAUCGUUUAAAGCCAGUAUUAUGGAACUUUUAACUAAUGAACGUUAUACCAAAAGAGUUCAACAAUUAUCGAAACGUUUUAGAGAUCAGCCUCAAACACCCCUGGAAACUGCCAUUUACUGGAUUGAGUAUGUUUUGCGGCAUAAAGGCGCUGUUCAUAUGCGUAAUCCUGGUGUUGAUUUGAACUAUUUCCAACAAUAUAAUCUUGAUGUUUUCGCUAUAUUAGCAGCAGGUUUAGUUGUGGUUACAACAGUGUUAGUAUUAGUUGUCCGUUUAUUGGCUAAAUUGUUGAGUGGCACGAAAAAAACGAAGAAAAAUAAAGUAAAGCGUAAUUAAUGAAAAAGAUAAGUAUUGCAUAUUGAAAAGUUGCUAAUUGCUAUAGAAUAUAUAUUAGUAGAUAGUAAAAUUAAAUUAAAUAAAUAUUUUUUUUAUAAAGUACUUUACUGAAA
Lucilia sericata (common green bottle fly) is the source of this 1727-nucleotide messenger RNA. Its product is annotated as UDP-glucosyltransferase 2-like. NCBI's taxonomy places the organism in Eukaryota, Metazoa, Arthropoda, Insecta, Diptera, Calliphoridae. The coding region runs from base 49 to 1614 and encodes 521 amino acids. Gene Ontology annotation, molecular function: UDP-glycosyltransferase activity. The transcript has 2 exons. The record is from RefSeq and is a predicted model, not a curated record.